UUGUUUGUUCGUGUGUUUUUGUUCUAUUUCUAUAUCCCCUUCUCUCUCAAAUCUAUAGAUCCUUCCAAGAAAGGGAACUAUCUUUGUCUCUGUGCUGUGUCGUCUUUGUGUUUUCGAGCACUCACAAGCAAACCCUUUUCGCCAUGAGACCUCAGAAAACAUCGAUCCACGCCAUCUCCACAUGGGUCCGGCGACAACCUCCAAAGGUCAAGGCUUUUCUCGCCGUCGUCUCCGGCAUGGCCGCUCUUGUUCUCCUCCGAUUCAUCGUUCACGAUCACGAUAAUCUCUUUGUCGCUGCUGAGGCUGUUCACUCCCUCGGUAUCUCCGUUCUUAUCUAUAAACUCAUGAAAGAGAAAACCUGUGCCGGAUUAUCACUCAAAUCCCAGGAAUUGACAGCUAUAUUUUUAGCUGUUAGGCUGUAUUGUAGUUUUGUCAUGGAAUAUGACAUACACACCAUACUUGAUUUGGCGACUUUCGUCACUACGGUGUGGGUUAUAUACAUGAUUCGAUUUAAGCUAAAGGCUAGUUACAUGGAAGAGAAGGAUAACUUUGCAAUUUACUACGUGGUGGUACCCUGUGCCGUGUUAGCCUUGGUUAUUCAUCCAUCAACUUCUCAUCAUAUAUUGAACAGGAUUUUCUGGGCAUUCUGUGUAUAUCUGGAAGCUGUUUCAGUUCUACCCCAACUUCGGGUCAUGCAGAACACCAAAAUCGUUGAGCCAUUCACCGCUCAUUAUGUAUUUGCACUGGGCGUAGCAAGAUUCUUGAGCUGUGCUCAUUGGGUUCUCCAGGUGUUAGAUACCCGUGGACAUUUGUUGGUUGCCUUAGGAUAUGGUUUAUGGCCGUCAAUGGUUCUUAUCUCAGAAAUCGUCCAGACAUUCAUCUUAGCCGAUUUCUGUUACUAUUAUGUCAAAAGCGUUUUCGGAGGACAGCUUGUUCUACGUCUUCCCUCUGGAGUGGUGUGAUUAAAGAUUUAUGCCCUCACAUUUUCUUUUAACUUAAUCAGGCAUCAUGUUUGGUUACCCUUGUUAGACUUAGAGUACACUUUGUGUUGACAUGCUUAUUCUGUUCCUUGGUGGAAAGUGUAAAGUUGGGGAUGAAAGUAAACUAAAUAUAUUUUAUGUUAUGCGGUACGGUUAUUUAUUAUGGUUCGAGAUGUUUUAUACUACAUAAAGUCUCUAUUUGAUUAGA
Molecule: messenger RNA, 1188 nt
Organism: Vicia villosa (hairy vetch)
Lineage: Eukaryota; Viridiplantae; Streptophyta; Magnoliopsida; Fabales; Fabaceae
Exons: 6
Coding region: 144-962 (272 amino acids)
Biological process (GO): protein retention in ER lumen
Cellular component (GO): membrane
Molecular function (GO): ER lumen protein retrieval receptor activity
Source: RefSeq, a predicted model, not a curated record